Molecule: messenger RNA, 5202 nt
Organism: Vigna umbellata (rice bean)
Lineage: Eukaryota; Viridiplantae; Streptophyta; Magnoliopsida; Fabales; Fabaceae
Source: RefSeq, a predicted model, not a curated record
CAGAAAAAUGAAUACAUAGGAUUGAUACAAGAACAUUUGGUACCUCAGUAUUACUGGGUUUGAUAAUUCUAUUUGAUGUUCUCCACUCUGAAACUGAAACACGCGACCGUUGGUUCCCGCCUUUUCUGCGUUGGCUCUCUACAAACACAGAUCAGCACAACCAUAUGGCACAAGUUGAAGUCACCCACUCAUCAAACCCUUCACCAUCUCCUGGAUCAGAGCACCUCCUUCAGACAACUCAAGCUUGUACAUGCCCAAAUCAUCCUCCUUGGACUUGCUGACCAAGUUGUCACCCUAGGCAAGCUAGUCUCUCUUUGCGUUCAAGAGGGAGAUCUCCGUUAUGCACACCUCCUGUUUGAUCAAAUUCCCCAACCCAAUAAAUUCAUGUACAAUCAUUUGAUAAGGGGUUAUUCGAAUAUCGAUGAUCCAAUAAAUUCUUUGUUGCUCUACCGCCAAAUGGUGAGGGCGGGCCUUAUGCCAAACCAAUUCACCUUCCCCUUUGUUUUCAAAGCUUGCGCUGCCAAACCCUUCUAUUGGGAAGCUGUUAGUGUUCAUGCUCAGGCCAUUAAACUCGGAAUGAGGUGUCAUGCAUGCGUGCAAAAUUCAAUUUUGACUGUCUAUGUUGCUUGCCGUCAAAUACCAAGUGCACGGCAAGUGUUUGAUGAUAUUUCUGACAGGACUCUGGUAUCCUGGAAUUCUAUGAUUGCUGGGUAUUCUAAAAUUGGCCACUGUUCUGGUGCUGUUAUGUUGUUAGAGGAAAUGCAACAUCAGGGAGUACAGCCUGACGUGUUCACCUUUGUUAGCUUGCUUUCUGUUUCCUCAAAGAAUGGUAAUUUGGAUUUGGGAAGAUUUGUUCAUCUUUAUAUCGUUACUACUGAUGUUCAAAUUGAUUCAAUUGUGAAGAAUGCCCUAAUAGAAAUGUAUGCCAAGUGAGGGCAUUUACAAUAUGCUAAAAGUGUUUUUGAUAAAAUGCUUAAUAAAAACGUUGUUUCUUGGACAUGUAUGGUAAAUGCUUAUGCCAAUCAUGGUCUUAUUGAUAACGCUGUGCAAAUUUUUAAUCAGAUGCCUGUGAAGAACGUGGUUUCUUGGAAUUCAAUAAUCUGGUGCCUUGUUCAAGAAGGGCUUUACACGGAAGCUAUGGAACUUUUCCACAGAAUGUGCAUUUCAGAUGUGAUUCCUGACGAUGGUACUCUUGUUAACAUUCUUUCAUGCUGCAGUCACAUGGGCGAUCUGGCAUUGGGAAAACAAGCCCACGAUUACAUUUGUGGUAAUAAUAUUACAGUGAGUGUGACGCUCUGUAACUCCCUAAUAGACAUGUACGCAAAAUGUGGUGCUCUUCAUACUGCUAUGGACAUCUUCUUUGGGAUGCCUGAGAAGAAUGUGGUGUCAUGGAACGUUAUUAUUGGGGCACUUGCUUUGCAUGGUUUUGGAGAAGAAGCAAUUGAGACGUUCAGGAGGAUGCAAGCCAGUGGGCUGUGUCCCGAUGAGAUUACCUUCACAGGGUUACUUUCUGCUUGUAGUCACAGUGGUCUAGUGGACAUGGGGCGAUAUUAUUUUGAAUUGAUGAGUUCUACGUUCGGGAUUUCUCCAAAUGUUGCACAUUAUGCAUGCAUGGUUGAUCUUUUAGGGCGUGGGGGAUUCAUAGGAGAAGCAGUGACCCUGAUACAAAAGAUGCCUGUUAAACCAGACGUUGUAGUUUGGGGUGCUUUGCUUAGUGCUUGCAGGACCUAUGGGAAUCUGGAGAUUGCAAAGCAAAUCAUGAAGCAGUUGCUAGAGUUGGGACGAUAUGACUCUGGCCUUUAUGUGCUUCUCUCAAACAUGUAUUCGGAGUCUCAAAGAUGGGAUGACAUGAAAAAGAUCAGGAAAAUAAUGGAUGACGCUGGGAUACAAAAGUGUAAAGCGAUUAGCUGCAUUGAAAUCGAUGGCUGUUGCCAUCAGUUCAUGGUGGAUGACAAAACACACGAUACUUCAGCCAGUAUAUACUCCACGCUGGAUCAAUUAAUGGAUCAUCUCAAGUCUGUACAUCAUUGUAAAUCUUUUGAUGUGGAGGACAUAAACUAUUCUAGAAAUCUUCAAUCACCAGCAUCAAUGGCAGCCUCACUACAAGCUGCAGCUACCUUCAUGCAACCCACCAAGGUGGGCUUAACCUCCCGCAACCUCAAAUCUUCUCAAUGCAUCUCUAAGGCUUUCGGCUUGGAACCCGCCGGACCUAAAUUCACCUGCUCUCUUCAGUCUGAUCUCAAAGACCUGGCUCAAAAAUGCGCCGACGCCACCAAACUUGCAGGAUUCGCCCUUGCCACCUCGGCUCUCCUAGUUUCUGGAGCAAGUGCAGAAGGUGUUCCAAAGAGGCUAACCUUCGACGAAAUCCAGAGCAAGACAUAUCUGGAAGUGAAGGGAACUGGAACUGCUAACCAGUGCCCAACCAUCGAUGGUGGAGUGGACUCAUUCGCCUUCAAGGCAGGCAAAUACAACGCCAAGAAGCUGUGUCUGGAACCCACUUCCUUCACGGUGAAGGCAGAGGGUGUGGCCAAGAACGCCCCUCUAGAGUUCCAAAACACCAAGCUCAUGACCCGUCUCACCUACACCCUCGACGAGAUCGAGGGCCCCUUCGAGGUUUCACCCGACGGAACGGUGAAAUUCGAGGAGAAAGACGGGAUUGACUACGCUGCUGUGACUGUUCAGCUUCCCGGGGGAGAGCGUGUGCCGUUCCUCUUCACCAUCAAGCAGUUGGUGGCCACUGGGAAACCAGAAAGCUUCAGUGGGGACUUCCUUGUUCCCUCUUACCGUGGUUCCUCUUUCUUGGACCCCAAGGGAAGGGGUGCCUCAACCGGUUAUGACAAUGCUGUUGCUUUGCCUGCUGGUGGCAGAGGAGAUGAGGAGGAGCUUGCAAAGGAGAACAACAAAAGUGCUUCAUCUUCCAAAGGGAAAAUUACCUUGAGUGUGACCAAGACCAAGCCUGAGACUGGAGAGGUUAUUGGGGUGUUUGAGAGUAUUCAGCCUUCUGAUACUGAUUUGGGGGCUAAAGCUCCUAAGGAUGUGAAGAUCCAAGGUGUCUGUUUGAUGUUCUCCACUCUGAAACUGAAACACGCGACCGUUGGUUCCCGCCUUUUCUGCGUUGGCUCUCUACAAACACAGAUCAGCACAACCAUAUGGCACAAGUUGAAGUCACCCACUCAUCAAACCCUUCACCAUCUCCUGGAUCAGAGCACCUCCUUCAGACAACUCAAGCUUGUACAUGCCCAAAUCAUCCUCCUUGGACUUGCUGACCAAGUUGUCACCCUAGGCAAGCUAGUCUCUCUUUGCGUUCAAGAGGGAGAUCUCCGUUAUGCACACCUCCUGUUUGAUCAAAUUCCCCAACCCAAUAAAUUCAUGUACAAUCAUUUGAUAAGGGGUUAUUCGAAUAUCGAUGAUCCAAUAAAUUCUUUGUUGCUCUACCGCCAAAUGGUGAGGGCGGGCCUUAUGCCAAACCAAUUCACCUUCCCCUUUGUUUUCAAAGCUUGCGCUGCCAAACCCUUCUAUUGGGAAGCUGUUAGUGUUCAUGCUCAGGCCAUUAAACUCGGAAUGAGGUGUCAUGCAUGCGUGCAAAAUUCAAUUUUGACUGUCUAUGUUGCUUGCCGUCAAAUACCAAGUGCACGGCAAGUGUUUGAUGAUAUUUCUGACAGGACUCUGGUAUCCUGGAAUUCUAUGAUUGCUGGGUAUUCUAAAAUUGGCCACUGUUCUGGUGCUGUUAUGUUGUUAGAGGAAAUGCAACAUCAGGGAGUACAGCCUGACGUGUUCACCUUUGUUAGCUUGCUUUCUGUUUCCUCAAAGAAUGGUAAUUUGGAUUUGGGAAGAUUUGUUCAUCUUUAUAUCGUUACUACUGAUGUUCAAAUUGAUUCAAUUGUGAAGAAUGCCCUAAUAGACAUGUAUGCCAAGUGCGGGCAUUUGCAAUAUGCUAAACGUGUUUUUGAUAGAAUGCUUGAUAAAAACGUUGUUUCUUGGACAUGUAUGGUCAAUGCUUAUGCCAAUCAUGGUCUUAUUGAUAACGCUGUGCAAAUUUUUAAUCAGAUGCCUGUGAAGAACGUGGUUUCUUGGAAUUCAAUAAUCUGGUGCCUUGUUCAAGAAGGGCUUUACACGGAAGCUAUGGAACUUUUCCACAGAAUGUGCAUUUCAGAUGUGAUUCCUGACGAUGGUACUCUUGUUAACAUUCUUUCAUGCUGCAGUCACAUGGGCGAUCUGGCAUUGGGAAAACAAGCCCACGAUUACAUUUGUGGUAAUAAUAUUACAGUGAGUGUGACGCUCUGUAACUCCCUAAUAGACAUGUACGCAAAAUGUGGUGCUCUUCAUACUGCUAUGGACAUCUUCUUUGGGAUGCCUGAGAAGAAUGUGGUGUCAUGGAACGUUAUUAUUGGGGCACUUGCUUUGCAUGGUUUUGGAGAAGAAGCAAUUGAGACGUUCAGGAGGAUGCAAGCCAGUGGGCUGUGUCCCGAUGAGAUUACCUUCACAGGGUUACUUUCUGCUUGUAGUCACAGUGGUCUAGUGGACAUGGGGCGAUAUUAUUUUGAAUUGAUGAGUUCUACGUUCGGGAUUUCUCCAAAUGUUGCACAUUAUGCAUGCAUGGUUGAUCUUUUAGGGCGUGGGGGAUUCAUAGGAGAAGCAGUGACCCUGAUACAAAAGAUGCCUGUUAAACCAGACGUUGUAGUUUGGGGUGCUUUGCUUAGUGCUUGCAGGACCUAUGGGAAUCUGGAGAUUGCAAAGCAAAUCAUGAAGCAGUUGCUAGAGUUGGGACGAUAUGACUCUGGCCUUUAUGUGCUUCUCUCAAACAUGUAUUCGGAGUCUCAAAGAUGGGAUGACAUGAAAAAGAUCAGGAAAAUAAUGGAUGACGCUGGGAUACAAAAGUGUAAAGCGAUUAGCUGCAUUGAAAUCGAUGGCUGUUGCCAUCAGUUCAUGGUGGAUGACAAAACACACGAUACUUCAGCCAGUAUAUACUCCACGCUGGAUCAAUUAAUGGAUCAUCUCAAGUCUGUACAUCAUUGUAAAUCUUUUGAUGUGGAGGACAUAAACUAUUCUAGAAAUCUUCAAUAAUUCAGCAUCAAGUUUGAUGGAUGGAAUGGUAAUUUCUUAAAAUGAAAUGAUUAUUUCCUCCCAAUUCUAAUGGCAUCUUCUAUUGAAACAAACAAACAAAACUUUUAACUUUUUUUCAUAUAUAUAAAUUAUAGACCA